Messenger RNA from Notodromas monacha, 1089 nucleotides. The record is from the annotation of a GenBank genome assembly. NCBI's taxonomy places the organism in Eukaryota, Metazoa, Arthropoda, Ostracoda, Podocopida, Cyprididae.
AUGGACGCGUCGAACGUCGCGAACUGUGACUUGAGCACAGAAACGCAGGCCACGAGGAUUUGUCUGAAACCGUCAAGCAGUGCCACGCAACAGACAGCUUGCUUCGGAGAUUUAGGUGGACCAGUUGUUAGCAACGGUGAGCUGAUUGCGGUCAUUUCCUAUGUGCCCGGACUCCUCACUUGUCAAAGUUCCGAUUAUGCCGUUGGAACUCUGGUUGGGGCAUACACAAAGAUAAAGAUUUUCAGAAUAAAAUACAAGAGCUGGGUCGUGACUCUCGGGGACUUGACAGCGUCCAAACCUGAAGACAAUGAACAACGAAUUGACGGAGUCGGGUACUCGAACCCAUUUUACCCAUCAGUGUACUCUGGAUCCGACCCCAAGGACAUCGGACUAGUAAAACUGAAAGUGGGAGCAGUGACAGAUAAUACCAAUGUUAAAACCAUCGGUUUGUCCAGUGCGACUUCAUUCCCGUCAGGAACCGUGGUUUCAGUUUCCGGAUGGGGAGUUAUUGAUUCAAACGCAGGAGCAUUAUCCACCGACACUUUGCAUUAUGGUACCAUGGAAGUGACCAAUGUUGCCUAUUGUGGAAUGACUGUGGAGAAAACAACCAGACGACUUUGCUUGACGCCCUCCCGUACCACAACCAAGCAAUCUGCGUGCUUUGGAGAUUUGGGUGGACCUGUGGUAUACAAUAACCAACUAAUAGCGAUCAUGACUUACAUACCAGGAACCAUAUCCUGUCAAGCCACAGAUUACACAAUUGGAGUUCUCAUCGGCCCGCAAUCGGAUUGGAUCAAGAAGUUUACGUGAAGACAUUCUCUCAAUUAAAAAUCCCGAAUACCUCCCCAGAAAUUGAAUUAAGACUUAUUGCACCCUUUGUAAAUGAGACUUGAUGAAACACUGAAAUGUUUUCAGAACGGAUUCAUGAUUCUUCCACCGAUGCCGCAAGUGUGAUAACAGAUAACCACUCCCAAAUUGAUACUCAUUUCCUAAAAAAUUGAAAUCGCGGAGUCAAAAAAAAAGACGAGAAACUGGGUUUUUACUACUGUAUUCGCUAUCGCAAUGUUAAAGAAAAUCAUUCACUCACGC